ACGGGACUGAUUGAACGUGACACAAUCAGAUUGCUCUCCGCGAAACUGUAACCGUUUGGCGUAUAUCAAGUUUUCUUCAGUUCAAACAUUAUCUGUGUCGCAAACACUGUGAUUUCGGUAAAUUGUUAUUUUAUUUGAGGAACAUGGUUGUUUUGCCUGUUGUUACAAUUUUUCUGGUUAUGAUGCGUUUUGUGUUUUCCUUGUUCCCGCUGGUGAAGCAGCCACGAGUUCAAAGGAGUGCAGAUUUGUGCCUCAGCCUUUUCUAACCGGUGACGACUGAAACGAAGUGCGAUCAAACGACUCCAGCUGUGCCCAUUGACGAAGUCCUCUGCGCCGCGACACGCAGCGGCUCGAGCUCCAGCAGGAUUUAGCGCUCAAGCCAGCCUCCUCGACGCACUGGUCUGGUGCGAAAGAGACACUUUUCUCUCUCUGUCUCUCUGUCUCUCUGUCUCUCUGUCUCUCUGUCUCUCUCUCUCUCUCUCUCUCUCUCUCUCUCUCUCUCUCUCUCUCUCUCUCUCUCUCUCUCUCUCUCUCUCUCUCUCUCUCUCACACACACACAGACAAUAAACCAACAUAGUCUCCCCUUGUCACCCAUCCUCCCCUUUCUCUCGGACUCGCUCACAUCCAGCGCCCCGAGAACGAAGUUGUGUCCAGCGCACCGACCUUAGCCGAUUUCCGCCCGUCGUUGAUCCGACGCAGCCCAACCCUGGAUUCAAUACUUUUAAUCAAUGGACAGAGCCUCCUCAACGGCCAGCAGAGGUACAGACACGCCAUAAGCAGCCCUUACCCUCUGGCAUUAGCUCCCCCUGGUGGUUGGAGGGGGAUGGAGCGCGGUGGUGGGGAGAGCCCCCAUAUGCAGGACAGUCCUGAGCGGGAGCGGCGGGGGGGCAGCCCGGACCUCAGCGGACCACCGCCAGGGAAGAUGGGGCGUCUGGAGCGCAACGGGAGCCCCACUGGGCCAUGUCUCCUACACCACAACGGCAACCCACACGGACCCCUGGGAGGUCUGAUGAUCCCAGUAUUCUGUGUGGUGGAGCAGGCAGGGCCGGACGGAGGGAUGCAGCGUGAGGAGGUGGAAAGGAGCGAGGGCCACAGGGAGGAGCAUGCUGAGUUUGUCCUGGUCAGGAAAGACAUCCUCUUCAACCAGCUGGUGGAGACGGCCUUGCAGGCCCUGGGGUACUCCCACAGCUCUGCUGCUCAGGCCCAGGGCAUCAUCAGGGUGGGCCAUUGGAACCCUCUGCCCAUCCACUUCCUAACAGACGCUCCUGAAGCCACAGUGGCUGACAUGCUGUUGGACGUCUAUCACAUGGUCACUCUCCACAUACAGCUACAGAGCUUUGCCAAGCUGGAGGAUCUUCCGUCAGAGCAGUGGAACCACGCCACGGUGAGGAACGCUCUUAAGGAGCUUCUCAAGGAGAUGAACCAAAGCACACUGGCUAAGGAGUGCCCACUGUCACAGAGUAUGAUUUCCUCGAUAGUAAACAGCUCCUACUAUGCCAAUGUCUCCACUGCCAAAUGCCAGGAGUUUGGACGCUGGUACAAGAAGUAUAAGAAAAUCAAAGGAGAUUAUCAGGAGAAGAUGUGGCCAGGAAGAGAACAUUCUGAAAUCAAAGUGGAGAGAGACAGCCUGGCAGACUUCUAUGUCCUGGGCCAGCGUCCCCCUCCCCACCUGGCCAGCCUGAUCCAGCUCAGCCACCUCAGAGGGGGUGGAGGUGCUCUCCUCAAGGGUGGCUCCGGGGACCCCCAAAACCCCUCCCAACCCUCCCAACAACAACAACAAUCCCAACAACAACACCCCCCCUCGCCCCAUGGCCAGCACCACAACAGCCCCCCUCUACGUGGCCAGGUCCCCCCUCCCGGCCCUCCAACCUCCCUCCAACCUCUCCUCGGCCCAGGCGGGCUUCUCUCCCCCCAGCUCAGCCCUCAGCUGGUUCGACAGCAGCUAGCCAUGGCUCACCUCAUCAACCAGCAGCUAGCUGUUAGCCGCCUGCUAGCCCACCAGCAUCCACAGGCCCUCAACCAGCAUUUCCUCAACCACCCUCCUAUCCCUCGCCCUUCCAAGGCAGGGGCCCCUGGGGACCCUGGGAGCAACCCGUCUGCUGCGGAGGUCUCCAUUGAUAUCUACCAGCACGUCAGGGAUGAACUGAAGAGGGCCAGCGUCUCACAGGCUGUGUUCGCCCGCGUGGCCUUCAACAGAACACAGGGCCUGCUGUCGGAGAUUCUGCGGAAGGAGGAGGACCCUCGCUCUGCCUCUCAGUCCCUGCUGGUCAACCUCAAAGCCAUGCAGAACUUCCUCAUCCUCCCUGAGGGGGAGAGAGACCGUAUUUACCAGGAGGAGCGUGAGCGCAGCAUCAACCCCUCUGUCGGCCUGCCCCCUACCCCUACCUCCAGCCCCGGGGGCCCCCGCCUCUCUCAGAAGGUGUGGGAGAGAGGUCUGGACGAACAGCUCACUCCUGAUGCCUGGGCUGCUAUCUGGAAAAACAAGACCAAAGCCUCCUCUGUGCCCAAGCCACCAGGCCCCAACCCAGACCUGCCCCUGAAGCCGGAGUCUCUGGUCAACAUCACGUCAGGUAUCUAUGAUGAGAUCCAUCAGGAGAUGAAGAGGGCCAAGGUGUCUCAGGCGCUGUUCGCCAAGGUGGCUGCCAACAAGAGCCAGGGCUGGCUGUGUGAGUUGCUGCGGUGGAAGGAGAACCCUAGCCCAGAGAACCGUACUCUGUGGGAGAACCUGUGUACCAUCCGGAGGUUCCUGACCCUGUCCCAGACAGAGAGGGACAUGGUGUAUGAAGAGGAGUCAAGGCACCACCACAGUGAGAGAGUCCACACUGUACUACACCUGCCCCAAGACCCACAGGCGCUGCACAGGCAACUCCCACAGCCCCUGAAGCACCACUCCCCCAUGCGCGAGGACCCCGUGCCCGCGCAGGGUAACGAGGAAGGGUCACAGAACGUUGAAAGAGGUGGUGGUGGGGGUGGCUGCACGGGCGGCCCAGGAGUCGGUGGUUCCAUGGUCGUUAAGAAGCCUCGGUCGCGCACUAAGAUCUCUCUAGAAGCCCUGGGCAUCCUGCAGAGCUUCAUCCAAGACGUGGGUCUGUACCCCGACCAGGAAGCCAUCCAUACCCUGUCAGCCCAGCUGGACCUGCCCAAACACACCAUCAUCAAGUUCUUCCAGAACCAGCGCUACCAUGUCAAGCACCACGGCCGGCUGAAGGAGCUGGGGGAGGGGGCUGGUGGCGUGGACGUCAGUGAAUACAGAGACGAGGAGCUCCUCUCCAGCUCAGAAGACCCUGAGUCCAGUGAGGAUGGUCACGAGGAGAUGUACCCCACUACUGAGAGGGAAGGAGGGGAGAGAGAGAGCAACGCAGCAGGGUCAGCCUCUUCCCUGGCCCCAGCCCCAGGCCAGUCUUCAGUGACCAGUAUGGGAGCCAUGGAGGAGAGCAAGGACAAGGGGCAUUCUCAUGGUCUGGGUGGGGGCCGAGCCAGCUCCCUGCCCCCUAGUAGCUCCUCAUCCAGUCCCAGAGAACAGGCUGACUUCCAGAGAUAGAGACCCAGAGGCUAGAUGAGACACUGGAAGAGAUGGGCGGAGACAUGAGAGACAUGAGAGACAGAGAGACAUGAGAGACAGAGACAGAGACAGAGACAGAGACAGAGAGAGAGAGAGAGAGAGAGAGAGAGAGAGAGAGAGAGAGAGAGAGAGAGAGAGAGAGAGAGAGAGAGAGAGAGACAGAGACAGAGACAGAGACAGAGACAGAGACAGAGACAGAGACAGAGACAGAGACAGAGACAGAGACAGAGACAGAGGGGAAGGGAAGGGAAGGGAAGGGAAGGGAAGGGAAUGGGAACAAAACACUGGGAGAGGGGAAGGGAGGCAUAGAUGAGACAAUGAGAGACUCACUGACACACACACACACACACAAAUAUAUACAGACAGAAGCGAUCCUAAGGAGGGCUCGUCAAAGAGGGAUUUCAGUGAAAAUACAAUUUGUUACCUCAGCAACAGGGAUAUGCCAUGAAAGAGCAGCCAUGUGGAACAGUUAGAAUAGUAUGUUCACUGAACCAAUAGACAGAGAGAAAACCAAACACACACAUCUCACCCCUGUCCACAAGAGGAACUCGCCACAUCAACACCACUCUUGAAUUGAGCCAAUCCCAAAAUUCAGCUUUCCCCAAGAGGGCCGGCUCUCAUCUGCUCUGUCCAAUGACUACUCUCCCUAAUGUCUCAACCACACCCACAUGCUGAGCACUUGUCCUGAUUUCGAUGUUGGGUCUUGAGUCAGGCCCCUAACUGACACUCAUAGACUGAAUACUGAGGGCCUGCUCAGACCUCCUUCCUCCUAUGGUCCCUCAGCUCCAGAUCUACAGCACAUAACUGGCUGCUGUAGCUGUCCACCAACUCCUCCCCCUCUCCGCCCCACUAGUCAUUCUAGUCUUUGGUCUUUGACACCGUUGGCAGUUUGAGUGGGUGGUUGGACAGCGGAUGGGUGUUGGGUGGAGGUGGGAACAGUGGUAUGGGGGAAUUCACCAAUGAUAAACACAUAUGGUUUAAGUCCAGAAUGGAAGCUUAUGGUAUUUAAAAAAAAGUUGGAAUCGCCGCUCCCAUCCAGCUCCUGUUGCCAAACCUCAAUGGUGCAACAACAUCCCUAUGCGAUGGACCAGACCAUCCCUCUAACCCCCUGCCCCCUAACCCCUGCCCCCUAACCCCCUAACCCCCUGCCCUUACCCCCUGCCCCCUACCCCCCACUCUAAAUAUGGUUCAUUCUCUCUAUCACUGUACAGCAGUUAUUACACACUAAUCUAGUGUGUAUGGCCACUGAGGUUUAUGAGGACACUACUAGCUGAACAUAUCAUGGUUUAGGACAUAAAAGAGGACAGCCUUGUGAGGACAAUGAGGACCCAGUGGUGUACAAGGACACUCAGGAUAACAGUUACUCUGGUCUGUCCUCUGUUCCCCCUGCAUACCCAACCUCUCCCUAUGUGGAGAGAAACAGGGAGGGACAUAACAGAAUGGAGGUUCAGCAAUCAGUCAAUCAGCCACUUUAUGUGCGCUAGCCCACCCCUUCACUCUUCCUCUCUCUUUCCCCCAUCCCUCGUUCCCUUCCUCAUUCUCUCUCUCUAUAAUUGGUGCCCACAGUGUCCCCUUCCACCACACCUACCCACAUGUAACUUCUCCACCAUAUUUAUUGCUAUCUUUAUCCAUGAUUAUCAUUAUUGUUAUUGUUGUUAUUGUUGUCAUAGCUGUUUAUUUUUUACUUAUAUUUUCAUGCUUGUAAUAUUGGCUUUUGGUGGUUGUUUUGGUAACGUGAGACGUUUUUUGAGACAUGAGAAACACACACUGCCGAACAAGAGUGGAAGAGAAACCAGAAAAGAAGCAGUUACUGUAACAUUUAUCAAAGUAGAAAUCCAUGUUGUGUCUAAGCAACUCACGCGUUUUUCCAAAGGGAGACGGGCUGAAACUGGAAUCCAAAGAGUAAAGGAAACACAAUGAAUGAACUGAGGUUUUGUUACAGAUGUUACCAAUGUUUGGAGCCGUUGGGCAACACGGCAGGCUUGCCCUCUGUGUGUUAUGUACAAGUGUGUCUACAGUUCAGUACUAAUCCUUAUCUGAGAGCGGGGACUUGUGUCGAAGGAUGCAUCCCAGAGAGAGGGAAUAGGGUGGCAUUUGGGGCACAGACAAAGUAACAGAGUAACCAUUAUUUAACUGUCUUGUACUGUAAUUCAUUAAUCAAUCAUACAAUACAUUGUGUUUUAUC
Molecule: messenger RNA, 5747 nt
Organism: Oncorhynchus keta (chum salmon)
Lineage: Eukaryota; Metazoa; Chordata; Actinopteri; Salmoniformes; Salmonidae
Product: DNA-binding protein SATB2-like
Exons: 13
Coding region: 824-3541 (905 amino acids)
Biological process (GO): chromatin remodeling; regulation of transcription by RNA polymerase II
Molecular function (GO): DNA-binding transcription factor activity, RNA polymerase II-specific; RNA polymerase II cis-regulatory region sequence-specific DNA binding
Source: RefSeq, a predicted model, not a curated record